AUGACGACCGAGGGCGCCGAGGCCGUCCGGCAGCUGCUGCGGAAGGACAUGCAGCGCGAGCAUGCGCUCCACGCCGACCUGCUACAGUACAUUGGUCUGCGCGAAGAAGACUUGUCCUCGGCGAGCCAGAAGCACAUCCGCCUCAUGGCACAAGCAGCGAGUGUGCUCGAGCUCAAUACGACCGACGCCAGCGCGUAUGUGGCUGCCAUCUCGGACCUGCGCGAAAAGUACGACGGGCUCCGUGCGUCCGUGAGCACGUGGCAACGCCAUGAAGCAAAGCAGCUCAAGCGCAAGCAAGAGCUGCACGACGAGCUGCGCGAGAUGGAGCACAUGCUUGCGAUGCUGGACGCGGCGUCCAAGGAGCGCGAUGCAAUCGAGAAUGUGGCGACGAUGGACAGUCGCCUCAAGGAGUAUGCAGGAAAGCACGCUGUGUAUUCAAAGGAGAUUGCCAAGCUCGACAAGAUCCUCGCCGACCGCGGCUACUUUGACGUAGCAUCGUACGCCCGCGCCAACGAGAUUGCACGAAAGCUUAAUGCUGAACAUGCGCGUAGGUCCUUGCAGCACCACGUGCUCGUUGGCCUCGAGCAACAGUGUGCGCAACUCGAAGCUGACAACAAGAAGGUUCGCGCCAAGGUCGAUCGCUUCCAGGGCCUGCCACCCAACCUCGAGCUGGCCAACGCCACGCUGUACAAAGCCCAGGAGCGAUUACAGCAGCUUGAAGCAGAAUUUCAGUCGCGUGUGCACAGUAUGGUCUAA
Saprolegnia parasitica CBS 223.65 is the source of this 756-nucleotide messenger RNA. RefSeq lists its product as hypothetical. Gene Ontology annotation, cellular component: HAUS complex; cytosol. The record is from RefSeq and is a predicted model, not a curated record. The transcript is spliced from 5 exons. Gene Ontology annotation, biological process: spindle assembly. The coding region runs from base 1 to 756 and encodes 251 amino acids. NCBI's taxonomy places the organism in Eukaryota, Oomycota, Saprolegniomycetes, Saprolegniales, Saprolegniaceae.